Dromiciops gliroides (monito del monte) is the source of this 10649-nucleotide messenger RNA. RefSeq names its product SH3 and PX domains 2B (gene SH3PXD2B). Gene Ontology annotation, molecular function: phosphatidylinositol binding; superoxide-generating NADPH oxidase activator activity; protein binding. Lineage: Eukaryota; Metazoa; Chordata; Mammalia; Microbiotheria; Microbiotheriidae. Gene Ontology annotation, biological process: superoxide anion generation. The transcript has 14 exons. The coding region runs from base 264 to 3080 and encodes 938 amino acids. The record is from RefSeq and is a predicted model, not a curated record.
CUGGCUGCCGCUGCUGCGCCUUCUCUCUUGGCUAGCAGCAAGCUGAGAGCCACUCGCGUCGCCUCCUGGGCUCCCUCCAGCCUCCCUGGGCCCGGCGGAGCCUUGCAUGUGGUCCGUGCGCCGAGCCGAGCUCUGCCCCGCGCGCCGUGCCCAGCUCCAGUUCCAGCUCCCGCUCCCGCUCCAGCCCGUGCACGGCCGCCCGAAGAGGUGGACCAGGGGCAAUCGGUGCUUUGUCCCGGGGGCCGGUCCGGACCGAGGGAGCCAUGCCCCGGCGGAGUAUCGUGGAGGUGAAAGUCCUGGACGUGCAGAAGCGGCGAGUGCCCAACAAGCAUUAUGUCUAUAUCAUCAAAGUUACUUGGUCCAGUGGUUCCACUGAAGCUAUUUAUCGACGGUACAGCAAAUUCUUUGACCUACAGAUGCAAAUGUUGGACAAAUUUCCUAUGGAAGGAGGUCAGAAGGACCCGAAGCAAAGGAUUAUUCCCUUUCUGCCAGGCAAAAUUCUCUUCAGACGAAGCCACAUCAGGGAUGUAGCUGUCAAACGCCUGAUUCCCAUUGAUGAAUACUGUAAGGCCCUGAUCCGAUUGCCACCCUACAUUUCUCAGUGUGAUGAGGUGCUUCAGUUCUUUGAGACAAGACCUGAAGAUCUGAAUCCCCCCAAAGAGGAACCUAUGGGGAAGAAGAAAUCAGGGGGAGACUCGGCCUCAGUAGAUCCAAUGGUCCUGGAGCAGUAUGUGGUGGUGGCAGAUUACCAGAAGCAGGAAAGUUCAGAGAUCAGCUUGUGCGUGGGCCAGGUAGUGGACAUCAUUGAGAAGAAUGAAUCAGGUUGGUGGUUUGUAAGCACUGCUGAUGAGCAGGGCUGGGUCCCUGCAACCUGUCUAGAAGGUCAGGAUGGUGGCCAGGAUGAAUUCUCUCUGCAGCCUGAAGAAGUCUCUUGGAGAUACUGGUCUUUGCCCCGGCACGUGGGUCGCCGUCGGACACUUGGGGACUUGUACACCAUUGGAUGGGGUCAAGAGGAGAAAUACACCGUCAUUUACCCAUACACUGCUCGAGACCAGGAUGAAAUUAACUUGGAGAGAGGGGCCAUGGUGGAAGUUAUCCAGAAAAACCUAGAGGGCUGGUGGAAGAUCAGGUUUCAAGGCAAAGAGGGCUGGGCCCCUGCCUCCUACCUGAAAAAGGGCAGUGGAGAAUUAUUUGCUCAGAAGCUAAGCUCUGGGUCGCCAGCCCAUUCCUGUACUGUUGACGUGGAUGGAAUUUCCCGGCAGCAGAACUCAGCAGGCAGAGAGAAGGAUGUACUCAACAAUCAGAAAGAUGGGAGGUUGGAGAGCCGCACAGGCCUAGACAGUGACAUCAAGCAAAGAUCUCCAAAGAUGAGGCAGAGACCCCCUCCUCGACGAGACAUGACCAUACCUCGAGGUCUGAACCUGCCAAAACCCCCUAUCCCACCCCAAGUGGAAGAGGAAUAUUACACCAUUGCUGAGUUCCAGACAACUAUUCCUGAUGGAAUCAGUUUCCAGGCAGGACUGAAAGUUGAGGUGAUUGAGAAGAACCUAAGUGGCUGGUGGUAUAUCCAAAUUGAUGAUAAAGAAGGCUGGGCCCCAGCAACAUUCAUUGAUAAGUACAAGAAAACGAGCAAUGCCUCAAGACCCAACUUCUUAGCACCACUGCCUAAUGAAAUGACCCAGCUCCGCCUGGGGGAGGCCAUGGUGGAGAACCAUGCCGGCCAUGAAGCAACUGGCCCCUCUCGGCCUUUGCCUGAAGCACCACACAAUGGCAUGGACUGUGGCAUAUCUUGGUCCAAAGAAUGGAAGGGUAAGGAGGGCCGUCGGAAUGUCUCUUUAGAUAUUGCUACAUCUGCCGGGUAUGAGGAAAUCUCUGACCCAGACAUGGAUGAGAAACCCAGCCUCCCACCACGGAAGGAGUCCAUCAUCAAAUCAGAAGGAGAACUGCAAGAGAGAGAGCGGCAAAGGAUGGAGCAGCUCAGAGGGUCCCCCAAGCCUCCUGGAAUGAUUUUGCCCAUGAUUCCACCAAAGCACAUGCCUCCUCCAAGGGACAACAAGAAAGCAGAGCUGAAAUCAGAUAAGGGCAAAUUGUUCCAGCAAAAAAAUGAGAUGGGGCUAGAGUGUGGGCACAAAGUGCUGGCCAAAGAAGUAAAGAAGCCAAACCUCCGUCCCAUCAUCAAACCCAAAGCUGAACAGCCUGAAGAUAAACCUGAGUCUUUUACCCAGAACCCCUUCUUGAAGUCUAAACCCCAGGUUAGACCAAAACCAGCUUCUUCCCACAGGACAGAGCCAUCUCAAGCUGAGGACAGAUUGGACAUAGGCAAUCUCAGGAGCAAGCUCCGACCUGCUAAGUCUCAGGAGAAGUCAUCAGAAGAAGAGAAUCACCACCCAAGUGGAACCCACGAUGUCUCCUUCAGCAACAGUUUGCUCUCAGGUGAGGCUUCCGGCAGACCUCUGGAGCGAACUAUUGUCGACACCAAGCUCACACCUAAACAGGACAGUCUCACGUCAAAGGACACUUCCUCUAAAGUCCCCCCAAGGCCAGCAAAGACGACUGAUCCUAUGGCUAAGAGUAGCCCUCCCCCUUCCAAAGAGUCACCACAGCAGAGACCAGUAGUACCUCCUCGGAGGCCACCACCUCCCAAGAAAACUUCUUCCUCUUCCAGGCCCCUUCCUGAGACCAAAGUGCCACAUCGAGAGGUGAAUGAAGUCAAGGCUGCUCCAGCUCUUGGCCGACCCAUGCUUGUCCCUCCAAAGGCCAAACCUUUCCUUCCUGGUCCGGGAGGUCAAGAAGAAGUCAAAGCAAAAAGUGGGCUUGGACCAAAAGCAGCAACCAAGCUAGGAGAAGUGAGGGAGAAGCCAGCUGCUAUACCCUUCCCUACUGCAGAAGUCCCCAAAGAUACAUUAUAUGUGGCUAUGGCCAACUUUGAAGGGGAUGAGGAGACCAGUGGCUUCCAGGAGGGAACUGUGUUUGAAGUACGUGAAAAGAAUAGCAGCGGCUGGUGGUUCUGCCAGGUCCUAAGUGGAGCGCCUUCGUGGGAAGGCUGGAUUCCUUCCAACUAUCUCAGAAAGAAGCCAUAGUUCCCACUAUCCUGGUAGGAUCCAUCCCUCCAAGAUCUCCAUUGGUUUCACCUGGGUAUUUAAUUAGCUUCUUAACUUAUCAUUUUCUACAAGGCUUUAAAAGGAAGAGAUCCAAGAGUACAUUGGACUUUCUCUUGAUUCCUAAGCAGGAAUGCUCAUGGUGAGCACAUCCCCCAGCCUCAAUGCAAUUUAAUUCAGUUCCUUGGCAGUCAUCCCUCUUGGAGGAGAUUCAGUCUAUCUUCAGUGGUCGUCUCCAGGCCAAAUGGCCAACUCUGAUCCUAUUCCUCAGUAUCUUCAUCUGUAAUAUGAGGGGGUUGGAUGAGACCAAGGUCCCUUUUAAGUGUUUUCAGUUACCCACAGAAAUUACUGCUUUAAGUGGGAGAAACGGGUUCUUAUUAGACCAUGAGCAGCGAUUCAUCCGCUACUCUCACAUAGCAUCCAAGAACCAGGAACUGCCCUUUCCCUGGAAUAUGCUGGUAUCCAGGCUGUCACUAGCAAAGGCACCAAGAUACCAGAUCCCACAGCAGACCCAGAAACUUCUCUGAGCAUCUAAAAGUUGAUCAACCUUGAUCAGAUAUGAAGCCAGGCCCAAUAUCCCAGGAUAGGCCUUGCUAUGAUUCCCCUUUUGCAUGACCCAAGUUCACCUUCUCCAUUUAGCCUUUCCUAAAAGCCAUUCCUUCCCAUUUUUGUUGUUUGCAGAAAUACCUGCUGACACAAAGGGCCUGUGUGCUUUUUCUAAUCUUAACAGGUCUUCCCUUCAUUAAGGUUAUGGUCAUAUUUGACUUGGUGAGGAACAACCUUUACUCACAUGCCAUGGGAAGAGAAAAGGACAAGGACAGAAGUCCGCUAAACCUGCCCCUUUUUCAUUUUGUGGGUUUUUGUUUUUUUUUGCACUCUUGAUAAAGCUUUAUGUCCUAGAAGGGUGAUUCCUACCCUAAGGCAACACAGCAUUCUGUACUUGCUUUGCACAUCACUUCAUCCCAGGGGUACUUGGAGCUGGUAUUAGCUACCUUUUUCUUUCAAUAUGGUGCUGUUCACAUAUGGGAACCUGUCCUUCACAGGCAGCUCAACUCUAAUUGGGGACUAGAGGAAGGAAGGCCCAAAUAGGAAUUGACAGCUAGCUGAUGAAAGUUAGGACAAGGGAGCACCGGCCCUGGAGUCAGGAGUGCCUGAGUUCAAAUCUGGCCUCAGACACUUGCCACUUACUAGCUGUGUGACCCUGGGCAAGUCACUUAACUCCAAUCACCUCACUAAAAAAAAAAAAAAAUUUAAAAAAGGAUUCCAGGAGGAAUAGUUGUAUAUCAAGUCUACAGCAGGGGGCAGCUAGUGGAUAAAGCACCGGCCCUGGAUUCAGAAGGACCUGAGUUCAAAUCCGGCCUCAGACACUUGAUGCUUACUAGCUGUGUGACCCUGGGCAAGUCACUUAACCCUCAUUGCCCCGAUUAAAAAAAAAGUCCACAGCAACUCAUUUUUUAAAUGGGGACAAACGAUCAUAGCUUAGAAUCCCACGACACUAACAUGGUGAAAGUCUGGGAUUCAGUAACUACUGCAGCAGUCGUGAGGGGUAGUAGUGGGAAUGGGAAGAAGAGAUAAGGAAAACCCCAUGAAUGACUAGCUCCAUGAAUCCCAACUCAAGACCCCAGUCAUCAAUCAAUAAACUCUCAUUAAGUGCCUACUUUGUGCCAUACAUUAUGCUAGGGACUGGGAAGACAAAGGCAAAGUAAAAGAGCCCCACCCUUAAGGAACCUUACAUUCUGUUGGGAAGUCAGCAUGUACAAAGAAAAGUAUAUGCAAAACACCAGGUGAUGGGGGGGGGGGGUAGUGGUGGUGCUAGUAACUGAAGAUAGUGGGAAAGAGGUGACAUCAAGAUGAGCUUUGAAGGAAAGGUGAAGGGAUGCUAAGAGGUAGAAGUAGGUGAAAGUUGCCAUUUAUUCAGUCCAUUGGAUGGUGGCAAGACCUAAGCGCCAGCUAAACUGACUCCCACUAAUGCUCUGCGAUUCUUAAUACCCCACAUCUGUAAAACAUCUGAAUUUUCCAAAAUGUUUUUGUAUCUGUUAUCUCCCUUGGCCCUCACAACCUUGUGAGUUAAGUUGGGCAACACUUGCCCCACUUGACAGAUGAAUCACAGUCACAUUUUUUUUAAUGUCACCCAGCCAAUUUGUGAGAUAACCAAGAUGAGAACCCAGGCAUCCUAACUGGUAGUCCAGAGACCAGACUGUCUCCGGCUAAAAGAAACCAGGACUAGGCAGGGGGAUUUGUUGGGAAGAGUGGUAGAUUUUGAAUCAGGCAACCUGGCUUUGAAUUCCAGCUCUACCAGUUAAUACCUGUGUGACCUUAGGCAAGUCAUUUAACCUCUGUGUGCCUCAGUUUCCUCAACUUUAAAAUGAAGGGGUUGGACUAGAUGAUCUUUAGGGUAUCUUCCAGCUCUAAGUUUGUGACCCUAUGAUCUCCUGACGAAGGAACAAAAGGGUUUCAGGUGAUACAUUUGGAAGCAAGAAUGUACUUAACUUCCUAUGGCUUAUUUCUAGGAAUGAGCCAGCUCUAGAUUACCCCUUUCGCCAUGUUAAUGUCCAUUUCUUGGGAAGACAACUCCCCAUAUGCAUGCUAGAUUAGAAGGCUGUAGGCACAAAAUUCCAUUCUCUCAUUUUCAAUACUCCUGGAUAUUGCUUUAUUUUAAAAGUGGCUAUUAAAAGCUCUCAGAGAGGAAAAAAAGACUUGAAUCUACAUUUUCCCUGGAUUCCAUAGUGCAUGUUAAUCUCAUGUCCAUUUUUCAUCCCUUCCUCUAAAGGAACCAUUGUGUAACCCUGGGGAACCUAACACUAUUGGUGCCCUGGGGCUAAUAGACUUGAGUGUAUCUCCUAUUCCUGACUGGCCCCUUCUAGCACUGUCCUCAGAAACCUUGAGAAAAUAAGCAGCUGGGGCAGCUAGGUGGCGCAGUGGAUAAAGCACCGGCCCUGGAUUCAGGAGGACCUGAGUUCAAAUCCGGACUCGGACACUUGCCACUUACUAGCUGUGUGACCCUGGGCAAGUCACUUAACCCUCACUGCCCAGCAAAAACAAAAAACAAACAAACAAACAAACAAAAAGAAGAUAAGCAGCAAGGGAGAUGAGUCAAGGAUAAAGAAUCCUAACAACUCAAAGAAUAACCUUGGCAAGGCUGAGCACUCAGAUCCCCUCAGUCAUUCCUGGAGCCCUGGUUAUCCAAGAAAGGAGCUAUCUUAAGUUUGAUCAGUGUGGAGCUCACUUUUGAUAAAUGUUCCUUUUGCUAGCUUUCCUGAUGCUUUCCUGAAUUUGACUUCAUUUUGAAAAGGAAAACCACAUAUUUUGUUACAGUGUUCCUUCCUGGUUCCAUUUAUCCAUUCAUCAAAUAUUUACUGAGUGCUUAUGAUAUGCAAGGCACCAUGUUAAGCACUAUAGGUGCCUAUAUAAGCAAGACCCAAAUCCUUGGCCUCAAGGAUCUCUGAGGUUUCUACCACCCAAAGGUUUCUUUGACAGCCUGUCACAGUCAUUCUGCAGCCAGUGUCCAUCCAAGGGUGGUGGGACCACCUUCCUCUUUAUCUGUCUUCUGGGGAUCCUCUCCCUGGUGGCAGCUACAUUCGAAGCCACAUUUCCUUACUUUCUGCAGCAGCCUUUCAGUUUGAAUCCAUGUCCCAGGUCCUUAUUUCUCUUUUGUUUCACUAAUGAAUGGAGACUUCCCCAGCCAGAUGGAAAUGGAGUUAGUCAAUGUGGUCUGAUGCCACAACUGAGAUCUUUCCAUUUUUGCUUGGUGACAUGUUUACAUAAUCCACUGGGAUUAUUGCAAUAAUUUCAAGGAUCUGUGAUUUAGGGUGGUAUAGGCACCCCUCCACUAACAUUGAUUUGACACUUCUCUGACUUGGAAGAUGUUCUUCAUGAGUUGCCGUGUCUGAAAAAUCCACCAUGCUCUGGGAUUCUGGGUGAUGAAUCUUUUGUAACAUAGCAAAGCCAGUCUUUAGAUCAAAGACACUCAUUUUGUUGGCAAACCUCUUUGUGAUUAACACUGCAAAAAAAUGGUCAUCGUCAGCUGACUCAAAAUGCAAUCUUCAGUCUGCUGUGAAAGUAGAUUCUGAAGGACUAUCAGCAAUGUUUUUAUGAAAUCCUUUUUUUUUAACCAAAUGAACUUUCAUCUUAUAUAGACUCUAUGUUUCCCAUGCCACCCCUAAACAGGUCAAAGACAGGUUAGCUUCUUGCACAACCUGAUAUCCUGCUCUGGACCAAAAUUUCAAGCUAAGUGCCAACCUAAGAGGCACAGAAAUGCGAUUGGAUUUCCAUAUCCCUAUUUACCACACUGUGUCGAAUACUUAAUCUCAAACCUGCUGUACUAAAUCUGCUUGGGGUAAAUCUGCAUCAUAGAACAACCAGUUUCUCUUCUAGCCUCAAUUGUAAUACCUCUUUGACAAGAAUAUUUUCCACAUUUAGUUGUAUUCCCAAGCAAUAUUGUACAGUGGAAAGAGCAGUGGACUUGAAAUCCAAUACCUGAAUUCAAAUUACAGCCUUGUCACUAGCCAUGUGACUUUGAGCAGCUCACUUAACUUCUCUUGGCCUCAGUUUCCUCUUCUGUAAAAAGAGGACAUUGGAAUAAAUGACCCCCAAGGUUUCUUCCAGCUCCAGAUCUAUGAUUCUGUGAUCCUGUACCACUUGCAGUAAAGAAAAUUGAGUAUCUUUCCCUGCAUAAGCUACUUCUUUUAGUGUUAGGGCACUGGGGAAAAGCAGAAAUCCACUGGGCUCCAACUCAGGCAGACCAGCAAGAAGUACUAAAUUGGAUCUGCCCCAUUAGCAACUCUUCCCAUUUGCCCCACAUAAUUUUCAAAGUGGAGCUCUUAGAUUUAAAAUAAUCCUGAGUGUAUAGGACAUAAACAGCCUUCUUAUGAUUCUCUUGCCAAGUAAAAUUCUCAAGAGCAAACUCUCCACCAGAAAACCAAUGAGAGAUGGAAAACCAAUUGCCAUAAAGUUUAUUUAAAAAAAAAUAAAAGGUCAUGCUCCAAACCACGUAGGCACACUAGUGACAGUCAUGGUUCUGAGCCAAUCUACCACUGCGUGGUAGACAGUGAGCAUUUUGUUAUUCCUGUUCACUGCAGAAGUAGAAGGCACAGUUCCUGCCUUCCAGGAGCUUACACUAAGAUGUGGUCAGGACCACAUGGAAAAUAUGCAAUUCAUGUGAUGGCUGCUGUUCCCUCAGUUUACUUUUGCAUUGUUUUUCUUUCUUUGCUACUGCUGCUGUGACCAAUUGAUAUUGAGCCCCACUGAAUCACAGUAGGGUCUUUUCUUGGUUCUUCUUUUGACUGUUUAAGUUGGGUACCAAACAAGACUCUUAACCUGCAGCCUUUCCCCUAGAUUCCUUAGAUCUAGUUUCCCAGGCCCACCUCUUCCAGACUUACAUAUGCUGCGAUCAGUCAAUAAUACCAGAGACCAAAGAUUGCCUGUUACCAGACCUCAAAGUCUGAUUUGGUAGGAAAAGGAUGUCACAGUAAUCGUAAUGGCCAUAUUGGCAUCAUGGAUAGUGUUGGUGCCAUGAAAGCCGAUUCCUCCUUUGACUUGGUAGAGCUGUUCUUAGACCUUCCCCCUACUCCCACCCCCAAUCCUCCACCUCUGGAAACCAGUGUCAGGAGUAUUGGUGUCUGGAGACACUCCCCAGCAAUACCUACUACCCCAAGAGACUCCUGUUUAAUCUGUGGCCCAAGACUAAGUGGAUCCAUGACCCAUACCUAAACCAGGAGCCAUCAACUGCUAAUUCGUGCCAUCAGUGUUUUUCGAAUCUCUCUAUAACUGCAUAGGAUUGCACUUUUUCAGCCGGGAAAGUUAAUUUUAAGUAGUUCUCUGCUGACUGACUUCCUUUGCUCCAAGGCCCCUAAUGUGGCCUUGUGUCUUGUUAAAACAUUCCAUGUUCCAUCCCGUUUCUGACCCCCCAGUUUCAAAUCAAGCAUCCUUAACUCCAAACAGGGACAAGAGGCUAUACAGAACCUCUGUCAUCCCAAGGAAGGUUUUUCAAAGGCCUUUCCUUAGUGACAUAAAAGAGCAAUAGUUGUUACUUUCUUGGAGGAAAAAAGGGGGCACGAUUUAUGAUGUUAAUUACCAGCAAUAAGAACACCCCCCUCCUAUAACCUAGAUCAAGAACAUUAGUAUAUCCAAUCUCAUUUCUCUUAACCCUUAGGGGAAGAGUCCUGCAUGGACUGAGUCCAAACACUUUGUGUUUUCAUAGAAUAAAGCAGAAGAAUCACUAUUUCAGUACUUCUCUUACUCAACAAACAAAUUCUCUGAUGGUUAUUUUUGUUUGUUUCCUUAUAACACAUAAACUUAUAUAAGUAUAUAUGUGAGGGGGAAGGGGAUCAGAACAUUAACUGUAGCAUGUGUAGGCUGUAUACUUCACCGUUAGACUUUUUUUUUUCUUUUCUUUUUUUAAAAUAAAAUGCUUGACUGGUUUCAAGCUUCGUUGUGAAUGCAGAGUCUGUGUAUUUUAUUUGGCCAAACUAAAAAAAGACAUAAAGGAUGCGAGAGAAGAUACAAACCGAGGUAGCUUUGUGCCCCAGGAUAUUUGGGAAAGAUGGUCAAUCUGGUGAAUUAGACAUACUCCCCCACAUGGAUGCUUUUCUGGGAUUCCCAGAAAUUUACACAAGACUAUCACUGGCACAUUCACUAGGCACAUGAUUAAUUCUUGUGGCAGAAAAACACAUUUGCCAGUUCCCUUUUGUCUUCUUUCCUGGAGGUUCCCUGAUCAUUGCAAUGAAGGGAAGAAACCCAGGACAGUCGAGGUUUAUAAGGGAAGAAAAUCUAAGAAGGAAAAAAUGAGCAUUGUAGAAUGGAGAGAACACUCGUUACAGAGUCAGAGAACCUGGAUUCAAAUCCUUCCUUUAAUACUAUUUGUGUGACCUUGGGCAUGUUAUACCUUCCUAGGUGUCCAUUUUCUCAUCUGUAAAAAUGGUGGGGGAGAGGGGACAUAUAGGGGAGAGUAUACAAGCUCUAGAAUUCAAAAUCAUUUCUGCUGAUUACAACCUGUGUGGCCUUGGCCAGUCACUUAACUUCCCUAGACUUCCAUAUCCCGGUCUUUAAAAUGAGGGGGAUGAACCAGACAAUAUAAAUAAUAGCUAACAUUUAUUUUAUUUUAUAUUUUAAUAUUUUAACAUUAACACCUAAUAUGUAUCAAAGAUUAUGCUUAGAGCUUUACAAAUAUCUUACUUGAUCCUCAUAACCCUAAGUAGUAGGUGCUAUUAUUAUCCCCAUUUUACAGAUGAGAAAACUGAGGCAAACAGAAGUUAAAUUACUUCCCCAGGGCCACACAGCUGGUAAAUGUCUGAGGCCACAUCUGAACCCAGAUUUUCCUGACUCCAGGCCAGGUACCGUAUCCAUUGUGCCACCUACCUAUACCUGACCUCUGAGAGAUCUACUAGCUUUAGAUAUAUGAUCGUAAAUAGGACUCCCAAGUCCAAGACUUAAACUAGACUCCAGGCCUCUCCAAAAGAUGAGUGAUAGAGAAAAGAAUGCUUACAUCAUUCAUACCAAAGGGAAAGCAUCGGGGCAGAAGAUGAGCUUUAAGGGGCGGCUAGGUGGCGCAGU